Molecule: messenger RNA, 6706 nt
Organism: Ictalurus furcatus (blue catfish)
Lineage: Eukaryota; Metazoa; Chordata; Actinopteri; Siluriformes; Ictaluridae
Gene: ctif
Product: CBP80/20-dependent translation initiation factor
Exons: 14
Coding region: 283-2292 (669 amino acids)
Biological process (GO): regulation of translational initiation
Cellular component (GO): cytosol
Molecular function (GO): translation activator activity; protein binding; RNA binding
Source: RefSeq, a predicted model, not a curated record
UUUCCCAUAAUUCAUCAGUGUGUGCUCCACGCGCAUGCGGCCUCGUGAUCCAACCCGUCGGUGUCGUCACAUUCCUGCAUUCUCCAUCUGUGUUGCGCGUGCGCGCGCGUGUCGGGGACGCUGCAGCUUUACUCUUUCCUCCCCUUUUUCCCUCUCUCGCUCUCUCUUUUACAUAAUUUCUCUCACGUUUUUCCUUAUGACACGGCGGAUUUAAGACAGUAGGCCGUCCCGCGGAUCCCUCACCGACUCGAGUCCACGUUUCCGCCCCGCCCACCGGUUGCCAUGGAGAGCUCAUCGGUGGCGUCUGCAUCAUCAGAGGCGGGAAGCACGCGCUCACAGGAGAUCGAAGAGCUCGAGCGAUUCAUCGACAGCUACGUGCUCGAAUAUCAAGUGCAGGGACUUUUAAAUGACAAGAAUGAGAAUGAGAACGAGAAUGACAACGCAGACAAGACACAGUCCAACAUCUCUCAGUGGACGGAGGACUGCUGUGAUAAAAUAGAUGGGAGCUGGUCGUCCUCGCGGGGUAGAGGAUCAUCCAAACCGGAUGAGUGGGAACACAGCAGUAACGGAAGUACAGGUUCAAGACCAAGCUCUGGUUCUCAGCCCGGAUCCGGUUCGAGAUCAGGCAGCCAAGGACGCAACAAACCGUUCUGUGCGCCCUCCAAGAAUGGAAACCGAGACGGUUCAUUUGACAUACUGGGGACGGACAUAUGGGCUGCCAACACCAUGGACUCCCACGGUGGUGCAACGUGGGACCUGCAGCCAGAGAAGCUGGAUUUCUCGCAGUUCCACAUGAAGCAGUACAGAGGAGCACCGAAACAUCUCCCACACAUCGACCGUGAGGGAUUGAUGAAGAGCAGAUUCGAGGAUGAUAGUAUUGAUCUGAAUGACAUCGAGAAGUUCCUGCCUAGCCUCCCGGUUUUCCCGCCAUUGCCUAACGAAGCCGAGAUCGCGCACACCAAAAAGCUCUUCCGCCACCGCCGGAAUGACCGCCGGUACGACCGCCGACACACCGAGGCACCGCAGGACGAGCUGACCGUGCUGCUGCUGCCCUGCGACGGGAAACGCCAAGUGUCCAGGAGACAGCAGCGUCCUCCUGGAGGAGGAGGAGGUGGCGGAGGAGGAGUUGGAGGAGGCGGAGGGCCCAAAUCCCACAAUCCCCAGCAGCAACAGCAACAUCAGCAGGUGCCACUGCAUUCUCAACAGCAGCAUCACACGACCAGUCAACCGCAACAGCUCUUCACCGACCCCCAGUCAGAAGGCUUCAACGCCAAGCACGGACACGGGGGGCGGGGCUACCAAAGUGGGCAGCAGGGCCGCGGGCAUCACCACGGAUACAGCCAGAACCGGCGCUGGCACCAGCAGCACAGACAGCCGGGCCAGCGGAGCACCAAAGAGACAGACAGCUUGAAGGAGGAGGAGAACGAAUACAAGACGGCCAGAGUGACGGAAAACACCAGAGGAGAUGACAACAGGACCGAUGGAAAGCAGGAGAGGACUGACGGAGGGAAAGUCAGCCUGCUGCAGUCCUCUAAAGAGAGGCUAAGGAGGAGGCUGAAAGAGAAGGAGGAGGUGCCCGUGGCGACGCCGGGGCCUCAGCGUAACCGCAUGGACAAGCUGCUGGAGAUCCUGAACAGCAUGAGGAGCAACAGCAGCGGCGUCGAGGCGCAGCUCGCUUCCUUCAUGGAGGAGGCACAGAGCUCGGCCCAGUCGGAGGAGACGCUCGGUGAGAUCGUGCACACCAUCUACAGCAAAGCCGUCCGAGACCGAGGCUUCGCCGCCACCGCUGCCAAACUCUGCUACAAGAUGGCGCUCUUCAUGGUGGAGGGCACCAAGUUCCGCUCACUGCUGCUCAACAUGUUACAAAGAGACUUUACACGGCGUGAGGAGCUGCAGCAGACAGAUGUGGAGAGCUGGCUGGGCUUCAUCACCUUCCUGUGUGAGGUGUUCAGCACCAUGAGGAGCAGCACAGGAGAGCCGUUCAGAGUGCUCGUGUGCCCCAUCUACACCUGCUUACGAGAGUUGCUGGAGUCGGCGGAGGUGAAGGAAGACGCCGUGCUCUGCUGCUCGAUGGAGCUGCAGAGCGCCGGGCGGCUGUUGGAGGAGCAGUUGCCGGAGAUGAUGAUGGAGCUGUUAGCCGCAGUGAGGGAUAAGAUGCUGAGUCCAUCCGAGUCUCCGCUCACGCGCUCGCUGCUCAUGGAGGUCAUCGAGCUGCAUGCUCACCAGUGGAGCCCCCUGGAGGCACUCACCACGCAGUACUACAAUAGAACCAUCCAGAAACUCACCGCAUGACCCCCCCACACACACACACACACAAGUGGAGCCUAAGGGAGACCCUCAUCUCUCAGUGCUACAAGAGAAACUGACCGCAUGACACACACACACACACACACACACACACACACAUUGGUGGAGCCCACUGCAGGCCUUCAUCAUUCUGGACUGUGGAUAAAACUAACACUUUUUUAUGUGUAAGAAGGAAAGGUCUGCUCCAAGAGAUGGAUGGAUGGGUAACUGAAUGCAUGAGUGAAUGGAUGAAUGAAUGGAUGUGUAACUGGAUGGAUAGAUGGAUGAAUGGAUGUGUAACUGGAUGGAUAGAGGAUACAUCGUAUAAUGAUGCAUUAAUGAUGUGUGUGUAUGAGGGAGUGGGUACCUGAAUGGAUGGACAGACAGACGAGUGGGUAUCUGAAUGGAUGGACAGAUGGACGAGUGGGUACCGGAAUGGAUGGACAGACGGACGAGUGGGUACCUGAAUGGAUGGACAGACUGACGAGUGGGUACCUGAAUGGAUGGACAGACUGACGAGUGGGUACCUGAAUGGAUGGACAGACUAACGAGUGGGUACCUGAAUGGAUGGACAGACAGACGAGUGUGUACCUGAAUGGAUGGACAGACUGACGAGUGGGUACCUGAAUGGAUGGACAGACGGACGAGUGUGUACUUGAAUGGAUGGACAGACGGACGAGUGUGUACCUGAAUGGAUGGACAGACGGACGAGUGGGUAUCUGAAUGGAUGGAUGGACAGACAGACGAGUGGGUACCUGAAUGGAUGGACGGACAGACGAGUGGGUACCUGAAUGGAUGGAUGGACAGACGGACGAGUGUGUACCUGAAUGGAUGGACAGACAGACGAGUGGGUACCUGAAUGGAUGGACAGACAGACGAGUGGGUACCUGAAUGGAUGGAUGGACAGACAGACGAGUGGGUACCUGAAUGGAUGGACAGACAGACGAGUGGGUACCUGAAUGGAUGACUGCCUGAAUGAAUGGUGUGUAAGGAUGGAUAUAUGGAUGGAAGGAUGGUUAAAAGAAUGGAUGGAUGUGUAGUUGGCGGAAUGGUUAGAAGGGGAUUAUUGGAUGGAUGGAUGGAUGCGUAACCAGGUGGCUGAAUAGUGUUAGUGCAGAUGUAUCUAGCUGCUGUCCUGGGGGUCGAAGGUGAAAGGUUAACGCUAUGCAGAUUUGAGUGAAUAUGUAUGCGCUCGUUGUUACACAGCCGCAUGGUAAUGUUCCGCUUUCAGACAUGAUAAGCCAGACUGCUGUUACAUUAGUAAACAUGCUACAUGCAUAAACAUGAGCAGCGUUAAGUCAGGAUUCAUCAAGAAAUAAGCGCGUGCUCACACACACACACACACGUACAUUAAACACAUGUAGGUGUGUGUAAGAGCCAAAGAGCCAGUGAGAGAGCUAUAAAGAGACACUUUAACGCUAACACACGGGGGUAUCUUUGCAGUCUUCGCUUUCUUUUGUGCUCGUGUGCCAACCAUCCAGCCUUCCUCUCUGUCCUCAUCCCUCUCUCCAUCCCCCUCUCCAGACCUGUUUGUGUGUGUGUGUGUGUGUGUGUCAUUGUUUGGCGAAUCAUGUCCCUGGAGCACGCUGUCGCCUAUCAGCGCUGUCUAGUCGAGGUCAAGCAGACAGACUGCAGAGGGCUUAGCCUGCUUUUGUCUCCCUAAAACAAAUGCACACACACACAAGCCACAGCCUGACUCUGGAUGGCAGAUGGCCGCUGGAGACUAUAAGGCCAGACACACAGCCCUCGUCCUCUUGUCCAGCCCAAUGGGAGUGUGUGUGUGUUGAGGAGGUUUCAGAUAAAAGCAUCAGGCGUGCUGCACCCGGCCUCUUUGUUGUAUCCUUUUUAUUUCCUCUGCAGGUUUUUAUUUCCCGCCGCAGUGCUCGUCCACCGCUCGGCGUUGAUAAUCCCUGUGUAUAAUACUUAUUGUAACGUUAUUGUAAUGUAUUAUAUGUUAUUAAUUUUUUUUAUUAUUAAUGUAUGUUCAAAAGCAGUAUAUACAGUAUGUGUGACAUGACGAGGAUGUUUUAGGACUAGACCUAUUGCACAGGUUGGAAAUAUUUUGCACUGUUUUAAGGCGAAAGAAAGAAGAAAAAAAACGACGAAGGAGAAUUGAUCGAGUUGGGUAGCUGUGCAAAACUCCUCCAGCUAGUAGGAGGUUUACGAUUUGAGUUUAAUGUUUUGGGAAAAAUGAAUGACCUUGCAAGAUGUGUGGUAUUUUCCAGACUUUUAACAAGACACACACCUCCUAAAUUCUGUCUGUUUAGGAUAAAACUAAGUAUAGUCUUCUUAAUGUUGGCGAGUACAGCAGUUAAGGUAAAUAAUUUGGUGAAAAUAUUUAACCUGCACGAAUUAACGCACACCAAACGUUCAUCAAUAAAACAACGUGGCCUACUGUUAUAUUGUGGAAAUGUUUUAUUCCACUUACACCACAGCAAUUUAGCUACGAAUCUUUUUUUUUUUAAAGACCGAAACAUCAUAUUUUUAUCUGUUUAGUGUUUGUGGAACUUUAACGAAACAAGCUCCUUUUCUCGCUUAUCUUAUAGCAGCUAUACAGCACCAGCUUGUUUUGUGACGGAGAAACCAUAGCCUCGUCUGUCCUGAAAACUUCAAGUAAAGCGUUACCUAUUGUUGUUACAAAGCGCUGACACUGGAGCACUAGGGACACCUUCCAAUAAAAUAAAUAAACAUCUGUUUACAGAAAACUUCACCAUUUCAACGAUUACACACGUUUAUGUCGCGCAUCCUUCGUAUAAGUUCCUGUGCGCGUUAAUAUAAACCGUACAACCUAUUCGAAACCUUCCAGAUCAGAAUCGAGAAUUCAUCAACACUAAAGAAUACCGGCAGGAAUCUGCGAUUUUGCGAUCGCAGAAAUUAACACAAAAACUCCGAUAUUCUGAGGAUAUUUACGCAGAUUUGGGCCGAGACACGACGCGUCACGACACGUCAUCAUGACAGCCGGAGCCGGCUUCGAGUCACGUGCAUCGAACAUGAGUACAGCUAAAAGGUCUCGUUUAUCGGCAAACAUCACUGCAAAAGACAAUUUCGUGCGACCGCGAUUUCGCGGAUUUGAGUAGUUUUCUGAAAAAAAGCAAAAGUUGCAUCACGAAUUUUUUAAACAACCUGCAGCAAAAUUGUGAGUUUUUGGCCGCGAUGAUCCCCCCCCCCCCCCCCAAAAAAACGACGCAAAAUCCCAUACGGACCGACAACGCUAGUUUGGUGUAAGUGCACAAUUGUGUGUGUUGGAAUUUUUUUCACCAAAUUACCACUUUCAAAAAGAUUUUGUGAUUUGGAUUGGACUUUUGAUUCCCCCAACCCCCCCACCCCUUCUUGCCCUGCAGUGCAACUUCCUAAUAGAAGAUUGAAGAGAAAAAAAAUAGAUAGAAGCAUGGCUUUAAAAAAAAAAACAAAAAAAAAAAACAUCGUGUUUUGGCAUUUUGCAGUGGACCUUUUACUCAAACGUGUAUUUUAAAAAAAAAAAGAGAAAGAUUUGAAGUCGAUUGGGUUUCUUUGCAGACAAAUGAGAUGUUUUAAACGAUAUACAGUGUAUCUAAUAAUAAUCGUCCAUUACUCUGGGCUUCGCAAACGUGUGUACUAGGCUAUCGGAUUAACACGAGCCAGUUGUCCAUUUGUUAACGGCCUGCAUGUAGUCGUAUAUACGACGUAUAUGAAUAUUACCACAACGAGGGGAAGGUUGGGAAGCAUUUCAGAGACGGGGUGAGAAGCUCGUAGCCUUCAGCUGCUUGUUUUAUUGUUAAUUUGGGGGAAACACAUUCACUUGUACACUCAUACACAUACUGUAUGUAUAUAUAUAUAUAUAUAUAUAUAUAUAUAUAUAUAUAUAUAUAUAUAUAUAUAUAUAUAUAUAUAUAAAUAUAAACAUGCGCUCACACACACACAGCCUCCAAGGUUUCCUGUUUGUGAAUCUCCGCUGGCAGGUUUGUGUUUGUAUAAUUUCUGUCUUGCAUCAAGAAUUGAAGACUUGAAGACGAGCACGUCUGUGUAAAAAUAAAUAAAUAAAAAUGUAGAAGGAAAAAAAAAACCCACCACAUGCUCGUCUUCAAAUCAAACAUGAUUAUUUUAUUUUGUAUUUGUAUAAUUUUAGGCUUUUAUUUAAUUUACGUCCACAUUUGCUUCUCAGUGAUCUCCCAGUAAAGAGAACUGUGCAUUUUAGUUUGGUUUUUCAGCAGUUACACACACACACACACACACACACACACACAAACACGCAGAAGGACUCCUGUACCCUUUGACCUCACCGGUCACCGAGACUGCUGAAUGCAGAUUAGACAUGUUUGCAUAUCAUUGACAUUAAAAUGAGACGUUGCUUCUGUGAUUUAUUUAAUUUAAUUUUUUUGAGGGGGGAGGGGCUCUGUUUUUGUUUCUGCUGUUGAAAAUAAACUGGGAUGAGAAGUGAAAA